Molecule: messenger RNA, 11008 nt
Organism: Salarias fasciatus (jewelled blenny)
Lineage: Eukaryota; Metazoa; Chordata; Actinopteri; Blenniiformes; Blenniidae
Gene: sfpq
Product: splicing factor proline/glutamine-rich
Exons: 10
Coding region: 122-2302 (726 amino acids)
Molecular function (GO): RNA binding
Source: RefSeq, a predicted model, not a curated record
UUUUCGAUCGUUGGUCGCCAUUUUGAAGAUUCGCCGUUUCAAGUGGGAGCUGAGUUUAACGCGGAACAAUUUUAUUUUUUCUCUCGAGUUUCAGUGAUAUUCUUCACGGAACAACGGAUCAAUGUCUCGCUUCAACAAUAAUCGUGGUGGCUUGGGUAUGAAUCAAUUUCAGCCACGAAGAGGCGGUGGCCCCGGCGGCCCCAUGCGUGGUGGCCUAAUGGGAAACCCACAUUUCAGGAAUCAUCCUUUCGCAAAUCACAACCAAAACCGCAGAGGAUCGGGUAACAACUUCAACAGACCCCAAAAUAUGGGGGAACAGACGACCCCCCAGAAGCCACAGCAGAACCAGUCGCUUCCGAUCAUUCCUCCGCCGAGUCCCGGCCCGGCUCUGACCAUGAAAGGUCCGAUGCAGCAGGAUAUUAAACCGACACAACAGGAGCUACAGGACAAACAGAAACCAACAACCCCGACUGCUACUGCUCAGCCCAAGAUUCAGUCCCCACCACCGAAGCCCAAUGUCACCUCUCCUCAACCGGAGCAGCCCAAUAACGCCCAGAACCAGCAGUUGAAGUCGCCGGCCGGCAACACGAAUGGAAAAAAGCAGCAACCGCAACCAAGCCCCAAAUCUAGUCCACAGGAAGGUCCGAAAGCUGGCCCUCAGCAGGGCCCGAAAUCUGGACCUCAGCAGGGUCCGAAGUCUGGACCUCAGCAAGGUCCGAAAUCCGGCCAUCCGCAGGGUCCCAGGUCUGGUCCUCAGCAGGGUCCCAGGUCCGGUCCUCAGCAGGGUCCGAGGUCCGGUCCUCAGCAGGGUCCGAGGUCCGGUCCUCAGCAGGGUCCGAGAGCCGGUCCUCAACAGGGUCCAAGAUCUGGACCUCAGCAGGGCCCGAGGUCCGGUCCUCAACAUAAUGCGAGAUCCGGUUCUCAACAGGGACACAGAUCAGGGCCUCAACAGGGCCAGAAGUCUGGGCCUCACCAGGGCCAGAAGUUAGGGCCGCCGAUGUCCAAAUCCAGGCAGAACUUAGAGGAAGACACUGGAAACGAUUCAAUGGAGCAGGAAACCAAGGAGUUUAAGGCAACACUGUCCAUGUUACUGAAGCCUGGGGAGAAGACAUACACCCAACGGUGUCGUUUGUUCGUUGGCAACCUGCCCAAUGACCUUUCAGAAGAAGAUUUCAGGAAGCUUUUUGCCAAAUAUGGAGAGCCGAGUGAGGUCUUCAUAAACAAAAGCAAGGGUUUUGGUUUCAUCAGACUGGAAUCUCGUGCCCUGGCUGAGAUUGCCAAAGCAGAGUUGGAUGACACACCAAUGAAAGGCAGACCUCUGCGUGUUCGCUUUGCUACACACUCUGCAGCAUUGUCUGUGAAAAAUCUGUCGCCGUUUGUUUCCAACGAGCUUUUAGAAGAAGCUUUCUCACAGUUUGGGAUGGUGGAGAGAGCUAUUGUUAUUGUGGAUGAUCGUGGGCGUUCCACAGGGAGAGGGAUUGUGGAGUUUGCCUCCAGGCCUGCUGCCAGGAAGGCAUUGGAACGGUGCAAUGAGGGUGUCUUCCUUCUGACCACGUCACCUCGGCCUGUUAUUGUUGAGCCGCUGGAGCAGUUUGACAGUGAGGAUGGUCUCCCAGAGAAACUGGCACAAAAGAAUCCCAGAUAUCAGGCAGAGCGUGAUGAGCCACCUCGUUUUGCCCGCCCCGGCACAUUUGAGUUUGAAUACUCAAAACGUUGGAAGUCCCUUGAUGAAAUGGAAAAGCAGCAAAGGCAGCAAGUGGAGAAAAACAUGCAGGAGGCUCGCGAAAAGCUGGAGAGUGAGAUGGAUGAUGCUUACCACGAGCACCAGGCUAACCUGCUCCGACAAGAUCUACUCAGACGCCAAGAAGAACUCAGGCGCAUGGAGGAGUUGCACAGUCAGGAGAUGCAAAAGAGAAAGGAGAUGCAGCUCCGACAAGAGGAAGAGCGACGCAGGCGUGAAGAGGAGAUGAUUCGGAAGAGGGAGAUGGAAGAGCAGGUUCGCCGCCAGCGUGAAGAGAACUACAGAAUGGGCAACUUCAUGGAUAGGGAGAGGGAACUGAGAAUGCACCCAGGUGGGGCUAUGGGCAUGAGUGAAAUGUCCUUUGGGUCCAACCAGAAGUUCCCAAUGAGCGGGAUGGGAUUUGAGGGUCAGCAGGGACCAUCUUCUGCAGGACUGAUGGGCAACGAAAUGCGCAAUGAGCGCUUCAACCAGGGCGGUCCUAGGGGGAUGGGUCCAGGUAACCCCGGAUACGGCAGGGUCCGCGAGGAGUUUGACGGUCCCGCUAAGAAACCUCGUUUUUAGAAGCUGCUUUACAAUGCUUCCCGCAGCACCAUUUGUAUACAUUCUCCAAAGUGAACAUGUUGAGUCAUUUUUUUUCUGUAUUUAAGUUUACGAUGUUGCAACAUUUUAGCAAAUUUAUUCAUUUAAUGACGUCAAUAUUUUCAUUUUAUUUUUUGUAUUGUCUUUAGUAUGAAUAGAGAUUACAUCGAAGUGAUCUAGUAGUUCUAGUAGUUCAAUCUGACCUUGUAUUUUCUUUUCUAGAUGUAUAAUUCUGUGAGUCAUCGUGAAGUGAUAAUUGUUACAUUUUCUCAAUUUCCUAAGGCAUUGUUUUGUGCCAGAUAUUUGGACUCAAAGCAUGUACUAUAAUAAAGUCACAUUGGUUGAAUCCGGACACACCGUUUAGCUUUAUUACUUAAAUUAAAACCCGCACAAUGCUAAAAUGUCUACCAGUUCUAAACGGUGGGCUGUUGGCACAAAUGGUUGUGUGUGCCAUGACAGGUGUUAAAGGGUCUAUGUGGUAUCUUUCUCCUGACCUGUUCACGUCAGCAAUGUGUUUGCCAGAUAGUGUUGUAUGGCUCGUCAGAACCUAUUUGCUUCUGUAGUUUCUCCCUAUGGCUUUCUGAUGAGCAGUGCUUGUCCACAGCUGUCAUGAUGAAUACAUUUUUAGGUUGAAACAUGUUGGGGGGAAAAAAAUUGGUAACUUUAUUGCCUGUGCGACUCUGAAGCUUACUUAAAUCCAGGAGGAUAAUUGUUACGGAAACAGUCAUUUUACUUUAUUCCUGUCACUGUGAAGCAUUCUUUAUUUAAGAUCCGAGACUGUCGUAAAAUGGACACAUCGACUGAGUGACCUUGUUUAUUCACUGACAUGCAGUGCCUCAGGACAGCAGAAAUAAUACCCAUAGACCCUUUAAAAUGUGUGCGUGUUUUUUCACUAGCUGACAAACUCUGAUCUCUUGAAAGAUGUUCUGCUUACAGUAUUCAAACUGCUUGUGUGCAUCUUAUGUGCAUGAUUGAAAAUUAGUUUGUGGUUACAUACACUUCAUUCCGUAAUAUACUAAAUAUUGCUUUCAAUUAUUUAGAUCCUCAGGGCCUAACAAAUGGAUUAAAAAUGCAGUUAGUUUUGCUGACGUAUGGAAAAGGACUUUCAAAGUUGUUCUGUAUGGCAAAUUUCACUCUGAAAUGUUCCUGAAAUGAAGCGAUCAGCCCCAAAUUUGCCUCUGGUCGAGUUAACGGCAGUUGAUCAAUCCAAGUUGUACAUUGUGUCUGCUCCUCUGAUGUUUGUCAACAUGUAGCAGACCCUUAAAAUUACCCUGAAUUUGAAAAAAUAUAGUUGUGCACCUGGUUACUGUGUAGUAAACACAUUUAUAGUGCACAAAAUAACUCUCAACUAAGACACUUUUUUCAAUUCUUAGUUUAUUUUGAGUAUAGCAGAGGUCAAGUUAAUGUUUGAAUAAAAAAGGACCAAUUAAAUAUACUUCUGUAAUAAGUGAUUCGACUCGCAAUGCUAUCAUUUAUUUGGUUGACCAAAUGGAGAACUGCAAUGUCCACGAUGCUCUGGACUCAGUUUGAAUGUACAUGGCACAAGUGUGCAUUAAUUACUGAGCAGAGUUAAUACUGGCUUUGAAAAGAAGGAAUUUAUGUUCAAAUUUCAUUAAGAGUAAUUGGAUAGAGGAAUUCAUCAGAACUGAACUAGCAAGAUGACAAAUGUUAUUUUAUUGAAGAUCUUGGUAGCUUUCAAGUUGCAUAUAUCUGGCUCAUACAGCAACAGGUUUUAUGGCCAUCAUGUACCACACCAUGACUGUCAGUCAUAUUGUGCCGAUGAACAUGCACAUGUGACUGAUGUCAGCUUUGAGGAGAGUCCCUUGGCAUCACUAAAGACAACCAUGAAGUACUGCGACAUCUAUACUGACAGGAUCAAUCCUUUUCUUUCCCGGAACUGUUUGUUCUCUCGGUUGUUUGGAGCCAUCAUGAGUGGUGUUGGUGUCAUUUGACCAGUGUUCCAUUUCAGCAGGUGUAUUUGUCAUAUUUUAUCCAUAGCACUUUUGGAGCAUUAAACACUGUCAAAAGGAAACGUACAGUAAAUGCAGAUAUCCCGUCGAAUAGAAGACCACAUAGCAAAAGCUGGUCUUCGUCAAUUUUAGCCAUUGGUUGAUUAUAGAGGAAAGAAUGCGACACUUUGUAAAUGUCAUGUUGCUUAUUAGAUUGAUUUGUCCCACUGUAAUCUAAUUUGAACUAAUUGCAUCCAUGCAUGAUUCGGAGUAAAAAGGCAUCUUUAUUCACCCCAAAAGAACCACAGUAAUGGGUCGAAGUUUUCAUAAAAGGAGAUGCCUCCUAAAGUCAGUGUAAGUACUCUUCUGAAUUGCAACUCUCGAAGCACAUUGAACUGCAUCGUUAGCUUUGUUGCUUUUCACAGAACUAUUCUCACUUGUCUGUUCUGCCUUUUCAACUUUUAUUUAAUCUUAAUGAAAUUGAUGGCACAACAGUAUAAUCUCAUGAUAUGCCAUCGUCGGUAGGCUUCUGCUUGUCGAAUGUAUUUCUAUCAUGAGCAAAUGCCAGCGAUAGUAAGUAUCCUCACCAAUUUGGUAUCCCCUUGCAUUACACCGAUUGCAAAGCAAAAGACUUACUUGCUUCCAUGAAUUUGGCAAAAAGAAAAAAUGAUAUGAAUUGUUGAUCUCAAAUGUUACGUGUUUGUGUUAUGUACGUUCUUUCUUUAACAGGUCUGACCAACUUUAAAGAUUAUGGAGUAUGGAGGAAGUUGUGGCUUUGUCGUAUGGACGCUGAAGUGGUUUAGCUAAGAAACUCGAAACUGAUCUUUUGAAAAUGAUAACCAAUUUAAACAACAUAACCAUAGUUUGUGGAUGGAUGUUGUUUACACUGGCUGUUGGCUGGCAUUCUGAUGCAGCUUUUUUUUCCUCCUCUGGCAUUUUUUUUUUCUUAAGCCAGAAAAUUAAUUGAUUGCACAGGUAAAAGCUUUUUUAUAUUGUUGUGUUGUCAAAUAAUUUCACUAUCUUUUGAAAGCCAUAUCCAGUGAAUCCUAUGAUAGCACAUUCUUAAAAUGGUGUCCUUUAUUGCAUGGAGAGAGUGCUCUUUCCCUAAAGCGAUUCUUUGAAAAAUUCAACUGUUAUCAUUUUCAGAAUUAAUUGACUUCAGCAAAAUUGCAGCAGCGCCGACUUGAACCUUUCAUCUUAAAAGUUUGUUAUAUAUAAAUACACCUUUAAGAAGCAUUUUGCAAUAAAGCACAUUUAUGUUAGAACAUCUGCAAAAACUCAAGUUUAAGCACCAAAGCAACCUUUUCAGAUAAAGGUGAGAUAAGUAAUAUUGCAUAACAUAACCUUCUUCCUCUUCCUCCCAUUCACAGGGUCGCGCAGGUUGCCAGUUUAAGAGAGUUUAGACUGUUUAGGGAAAGCGUAGACAUAAACCACUGCUUGUUUGGCAACCUUAGAAACUCGCAUAUGAUUGUCUCUUGAACCCUGAAGUAGUAACGGGCUCGCACUGUAAAAAAACUUUAAAAACAUUUCAAAACGUUCCCAUCUGUCGCCAGAUGUGAAAGAAACAUUCCCUUUUAAAAAUUCAGUCUUCUCCAUCAACAAUGUUAUGGUCAGGUUUUUUUUUUUAAAGUAAAUUUCUUACUUUUUGCAUCUUUAAUAUGUACAUAUUUUGUUAGGUUUAUUUUCAGGUAAUUAAUUUCUAUAAUACAGUUAAAUAUUUCGAGACCAUGAACAUAGAAAUUUACUCAAGAUUUUGAAGUUUCUAGGGAAAGAAUCAACCAUCAUGGAAGUGUGAUGACUGGUAUUCAGGACUCUCCUUGUAGAUGAUCUUUUUGAGAGGGUGACAGUGAUUUGGAUUUUCACAAGUGAAGCCCAAACAAAACAGUCCAGACUGAAAAUCUUAAAGGACACCUCAAUGUCAUAUUUAACUUCAUAUAAAACUACCAUAAUAAAAAAAAAAUUAUAUUCAGUCAAUAUUAAAUGUUGACCAUAGAAUCAUUAGGUCAGUGUAUUUAAUCUGAAGAACUUCUACAGUUUAAACUUUGUUGCAGAACAGUUCAGAUGGCUAACACUAAGCAUAAACUUUGAAGCUUGUAAUGUCAUGUGUGUUUUGGUGUUGUGUACAAUUUGUUUUUCUUUAACAGGUUUGACCAUCUAUUAAGGUGUUGGACUAUGAAAAGCAACUUUCCAAAGACAUUGCAAGUGUAGUAUUCCUUUGGAUUAGCUUUAUAUUUGUAAUGCCUCCACACUGAAGGAUCCACUGGCAUCUCUUUAAAAAAGUAUGUAUUUCCUAAUUGGUGUAUUUAAAGGUUGGACCAGAGGGAGCCAUUUGAAAUGGUUUUUACAUAUAAAUACUUGCUCUUUGCAAGUACGGUAUUAAUGACUGAAUAAUUAAAUACACUCCCAAAAAAAACCCAAAUAUUCUAGAUUUACCUCCAUUUUUCACAAGAAAUGUGACAUUUGACAUUCAGAGGACUUUGAAAAAAAGUUUUUUUUUUUUCUUUUUUUUUUUUAACUAAAGAGGUUAAAGUCGCUAUAUUAAGAAGUCCCGAGACCUGGAGGGCCUUCAUUUACCACAUGCUGAUUAGCUGCACUCAUAGAGGAAAUGUCUUCAACAUUAUGUAACGAUAAUUGACAGCAUGAUGAAGUCCUCUCAGUAGCGAUUAAGAAUCGGUUCAUAAUCUGUGAUUCAUGAAUUUGUCCAAUUGAAAACGUUAAUGCACACACAAGACUCAGUCAUUGUAGAGGAUUCCGGCAAUUCAUUCGCAGUAGAUACAAUUAUGAAUUGCCUACUCAGACCGAAAAUUGAAAACUUUAAAGACAUUUGACAGUCCACCACAGACUUCCUGAUUUCAUUUUGAAUUCCACAUUGAAGUACAGAUAUGAUCCCACUGCAAAAGGAUUUUAAUGAAAUUGGAUUAAAAAAAAAACAACUAAAGUUCAGUUUAUCAAAUAGAGCUGCAGCUACACCAGGGGUGUCUGAAAUGGCACAUAUCAAUAAUACAGCUUUUAAUAAAAAAAAAAAAAACAACAUGACUUGGAUUACAGAUUGGCAACUGCUAUGAACAGACAGCAUCACUUUGAAUAACUACAAAUGAAAUCAAAGCUUUCUAACCUAUUUUUAACAUCACUUUGUAUUGGCAGCACCAAACACCAUAGGGAGAUAUGUGCCUCCAUGGGGUGUAACGGUACCAGUAUUCACUACAGUUCUUUUUCUUUUUUCCUUUUCUAUUAAAUUUUUGAUCUCCCAGUGCAUGUGAUUAAGCAAUACUUCUUUUUUGUUUGAAGUUGAGUACUGGCUUUUGUCUAAUAAGGACUUCAAUUAUUUGUGCAAAUAUCAAACUGCACUUUCCGCUCGAAAUAUUAUCCAGUAAGUGAUUGCACUUGUUAAGACAAAUGCUAUACAGUGAAGAAACUAGAUUUUCUCCCUGAUGCCAUGUCGAGGUGGGGCUGCUCUACUUUGGCUGAUCAAUUACAUACUCCUGUUUUUAUAUAUUCGUAUUUAUUUUUUUUUAAUUGGCAAUUUUCAACACAUUUUGUUUCAGCGUCCAACUUGUCUGAGAAUGGUGAAUUCUGUGUACCGUUGCCUCCACCUGUAAUUACACACUUUACGCUUCUCUGAUUAACUUCAAAGACCAUGCCAUUAUCCGACUCUCAUCCAAUGCAACUUCUGACUUUGAUUAUAAACCCAAUCAAGACUUCUGGUGUAGGUAUUACUGCAUACCUGAGGCAGGAAGUCCCAUGCACCUUACAGAUGGUGUGUUGUGCCUGUGUGGUUGUGCGUGUUUCAUGUCUUUGGGUAAAUGAGGUGCAUUAGUUGCUGUCAGGGCUUGUCAAGGACAGGCUGCCCAAGUCAACAGUAGAAGCUCUUCUCUGCAGUUGGGUUACAUUGACGAUGAGUAGUUCUGCAGAAGUCAGUGGACAGUAAAGCCUGGACUUGUUUGCACUGCAGCCAGAGGUAUGCUUACACAGAACAGCUGAACAAGAAAGGUAAGUCUCCCAUCCAUGUUUAUAAUACCAGAUGCACAGUUAUCCCACAACUUUACUCCUCUGCUGUCAUUCCUCGUCACUGCUCAUGGUGACACCUUCAGGGCUUCUGGCAUCACACUGACCAAAAUAAUGGCAUCACAGUGCAGAUCUGUUGUUGUGCGUUUUGUGAGGGGGGAAACUCUUGAGCCUUUUCAGAGUGCGUGUAUGUGUGUGUAUGGAAGGGGAUUCUUUGGCUUCUCUUCCCGUGUGAUUGACAACCAGUGUGUGGAUGGUUGAGUCGCUGGAUCAACAUAACCUUCAAAAUGGAGAUGCGUGGAAGAUGCUGCUGAAUGAACUUUUUAUAACACUUUUUUUACCUAUUUUUUUGGCUGUCAUAGUGAAGUGUUUUUGAUGAUUUGAAAGCAGACAUCUUGUACAGUUGUACAAGACAACUGAAAUCUGUGCUGUCAUGUGUUGACUUUUUGGAAAUUUUGCUGGGAAAUUUGCUGGUUGAAAAUUGCCAGACCGUGAAAAGGCAAUUCAUUAUAAUAUCCACAAUGAUGUUCUCAUGCAGUGAGUGUGUGGCUUCAUUUUUGUUUGUACUUUUUUCUUUUUGUAGUUUACAAAGUUUGGUCUGAAAAAUGGCUGUCCUGGAAUUUUUCCUGCCUUUCCUGUCAAAAGUUUCUUCAACGCCCAGUGAAUUAUCAUCUCAGAGGAGGUUCCUUCACAAACUGGUUUGCUGAAACAUUUUUAAAAAGUUCAACUCGCUGCCACUGAUAAUGGUGUUUGUUGAGUGAGCUUUAUUGUGCAAUGUGAAUCCAUAUGAAUGUGUUAAUUUGCUCUGCUGAAAGACAACUCUGGCAGGGUUUUAUCUUAGUGAAAUAUACUUUAAACAGCUUUCAAGCUGAUUUCAAUCUGAACAGUAGCUUUGUGCAACAGCACAGAGAAAAAAAUUGCAACAUUGCACUUUUUUGGAAAACCCUCACUGUUAAAGUGUUAAUUGUAGCCAUGUUUUCCAGUUUCAUUGCAGAAUGUUUGCAAAAGCUUGUCCCUCAUAAUGUGUCUUUCAUGCCAGUUUGAAAUCACCAGCAAAAGGCUAGCGGGCUUCCACAACUGCAUUCUGCUGUGGUCAGCUGUUCAGCUCUGGGUUUCUGUGUUGUGACAUGUCUGUUUAUCUUACUAAGUCUGAAUCUCUCUUUCUAUGCAGUUGCUUUUUUCUGUGAAACAUUCAGGUCAUAUGUACAUCCAUGGACACUAGAAAAAAAACAGUUUAGUUGAGAGGUUCUGGAAACCAUAAAUCUGUGGGAGUUAAAGAAUUUUUAAACAUUGGUGAAUCUUUUACAUGAAAACUUACCAAGUAUUCUUACAAAGGGUUAUCAAGGAUACUUAGCUCUGUAAUUUUUUUUGGUGAGUGAGCAUUAUUAGCUAUUUCCCCAAAUCCCCACAGAUAUUUGGUGGGUAAAGUUAUACCUUAAACUUACAUUUUUCUUAGUAUUUACAACUUUUUUCCCCCCUUUUUCCUGUCGAUACGUGCCAUGUCUGUCUGUAAAAUGAACCUGAUAAUGCGUAAACAUGUAAUGUUGGUACUGGGUUGGGAGUCUUCACAAUAUUUAUCGUACGGUUUGGGUCUGUUUGGGUGGGAAAUUUUAACGUCUCCAAAUAAGUGCUCAGUGCAGUUUUCUUCUUCUUCUUCUUUUUUUUAUUUUUGUACUGUCUUUGGCUUCAGACAUUUUGAGUUGGUCCGAACGGUGUGUGCGUAUUUAUGGGAGGACUUUCCGACUUUCUCGGUUCAACACCCUUUUUUCUCUUUAGCUGCUCUGUCUCAUGACAUUGUUUCCCGUUGGUUAUAUUCCAUUCAUAUUUAAGUUCUGUGCAGAAAUGCAACAUUUUCUCACAUGCUUUUGCAGCAGUUCCUUGAUACCAAAUGAGAAAUGUACAAUAAAGCAUUUGUCAAAACUGCCUGUCUGUGGUAAAACUCUUGCAAUCUAAUCUUAUUUCCAUCAAGUUUGCUCUCCUGCUUAACUCGUCUUUCGACGACACACCUCGAACUCAGUGGUUACUUACUGGAAAGACUUUCUGAAAAACCUUCAGAGAAGUUUCUGCUCUCAGUGCAGAUGUGUCAGAUGAUUUUGUCCGUCAUGUGCAGUAGACCUUGACGCUGACCUCCUUCCCUGUUAUCUUUCAGUACCUCUCGCUCCUCUGAUUUAUUCACUGCUGUUAUUGCACCUGAAUGCUGCAUGGUGCCAGUGACAAGCCUCCAUUGUGAUAUGGUGCACUAUAUUGUGGUUGUGGCCAUUCUUGUGUUGUCUCAGAAGUUUUCUCUUAGAUGACACCCGCGGCUCAUGGUUCUCACCUACUCUCAUGGUCAACAGGAGAUUGCAUUGGGUUCAGCCACCGAAGGCUGUGGGGGUAUAUAUUUCUGCACUGUGAUCCAUUUUUAAUAAAUUUAUCGGCCCUGAUUGGACCAAAUGUUCAUGUCCUCUUUGAGUGUGAUGCCAGAAUGUCCCAUUAAGCCUCCAAUGGCCUCAUCCGAAAGGGUACCGCCCCAAACUCUGACACUGAAAGAGACCCUGUGUACUGCUGGGCGACGUUAUGGUGCAGCUCCUCUUGGGGUAGUUCUGCAGUUAAACCCCUGAUGUGUCAGUAUGACGCUUCACAUGCCUCGUGCCACAUGCUGUAACAGACUCAACUUGUAACAUGCCGAGGAUUGUAAUAGAUUUGAGUGUGGUUGUCAUGAAUUUCUCGUCCCCUCUGCAGUUUCAAAAGAAAA